Molecule: messenger RNA, 837 nt
Organism: Ipomoea nil (Japanese morning glory)
Lineage: Eukaryota; Viridiplantae; Streptophyta; Magnoliopsida; Solanales; Convolvulaceae
Product: probable DNA double-strand break repair Rad50 ATPase
Exons: 1
Coding region: 1-837 (278 amino acids)
Source: RefSeq, a predicted model, not a curated record
AUGCACUACUUCUUACAGGAUCUUGUCGAGCCACAUGUUAGCAACGAUGUCCAGUCAUCAAAUCACCAAUCUUCAAUGGGACAAAGUGGUGGACGCACUAAUACCCUUGAUCUCGAGGUAGUAUCUCACCAAUCGAUGCCACCCUUAAACACAACUCCUCAAAAGGCGCAACCAGAACCGUCCCAAGCCUCUAUAUUUCUCGGCAAGGAGUCGUUUAUAUCACAAUACACGACUUUUAUUGCAGGACUUUGGAGUAAUAUCUGCAAGAAGCAUAAUGAGAUUCCCUCUAAAAGAAUUUCUUCUUUCCAAGGAAGCGUUGAAAGACAACUCCAAGAAAUGGGACGGGACGGAGUGGACCUAUCAACAUUGAAGCAACGAGUGGCCGAGUUCUUUAAAAAAGCCAAAGAUUACGAUCGGGUGCGGUCGCAGCUCUCAAAUGCACUGUCCGUUGAAACUCAAGCCCCGAAGCUAGUUCUAACGCAAGGUGUCCAUAUAGAAGCUCAACAGAAGCGUUCUCAAACCGAAGCGCUUCUUCUUGACCAACAGAAAACCCUCAAAGACGUUGCCGAUCGAAAAACCCUCCUGGAGAAAACGAUAAAGGAUGCGCAGGAAGAGUUGAAGGAGAUUGAAGCCAAGAACCCGGAACUCCAAGACCGUUUGACGAAGGCUCAAGAACAACAUAACGCAUCGCAAGAGGACGUGACCACCGCUGAGGAGGAAGUUAAACGUAUUCGAGACUGCCCCACUUUGACGGAUGAAGAUGAAGAAAAGCUUACUUUAAUCAAAAGAGAGCUGGAAGCGUAUAAGGAAGAUCUUAUGAGCUUUAGAAUAGUUUAG